UUUGAUAUUUCAGUGCCGUACGCCGUACUACUCUCUCCUCGGGAGGAGCACCUUGCUGCUCCGAGUGUUUUGUGUAGUUGGAUUUUGUGUUUCUGUGAACAAUUCGAGAUGGACCCGCCACACGGAUUCGGAAUUUGGAUGCUCUGCAUUCUCAGCGGCUGGCCUGGUGGUCCACCUGGCCGCCUCUUGAACGGCGACGCGUGGGUCCAGAUCGCGCCGGUGCAAAAAGGAAGCGGCGUCUGCCCCGAAAUCAGACCUGGAAUCGACGUCACCUUUCACUUGUACCAGUUUUACGAUGGACACGACGCAGACAAGUACAAAACGCUCAUCCCUUACGACAAAGAAAACUUGGCCGCCUCAGGUUUCAACCCCAAUUACCCGACCGUAUUCUAUGCGCACGGCUAUUUGGCAGGACCGGAGUCGAUCGAAACGAGAACUGUGAGAAGAGCCUACGCCGCCAGGGGAGGUUUCAAUUUCGUCACAGUCGGAUGGAGACCACUCGCAGCCGGUCCGUUUUACCAGACGGCCGUGGAAAAUGUGAGCCCCCUGGGCUAUCAGAUCGCGCGAAUGCUUGACUUCGUCGAGAGGAAUGCCGGACCACUGAAGGACCUGCACUUGAUCGGCAAUAACCUUGGUGCCCACGCCAUGGGGGUGGCUGCCGGCAAGACCAACGUUGUCAGGGUCCCAAGGAUCACAGGUUUCGAUCCGCUGAUGGCAAAUAUCUCAACGUUCCCUGUCGAAGAAAGGCUGGAUCCGGGGGACGCGUAUUUCGUGGACGUAAUCGACACCGACAGCCCAUCAGAGCGGAGGCCGCACGACUUUGGGCACGCCAAUUUCUACAUCAGCAGACCCAAGCCAAGCAAGUGCCAUGUGCCCAGAAUUCUGCGCGCACCGACUAACUACUACCGCAAAGAAUUCUGCGGCCACGGACGCGCCUUCGAGGUGUACGCGCGCAGUGUCAUGUUCGAGAACGCGUUCCCGGCGAUGCGUUGCGCGAGCUACGCGGCGUACAGACAGGGGUUGUGCCGCGAGCCCGAGGAAGCGGUGCCCAUGGGAUUCAAGGCGCCGAACAGCGCCCGCGGCAGCUACUUUCUUUUUAACGAGAAGGAACUCUUCGGUCUGGGAAACGCAGUCGAUGCUACUCUACAAACAUCAAACCAAAUUGGGCAGCGCCGCGCCACUUCGCCGGCGGGCGGCAACCCAUUCCUUUGGAAGCAACUCCAAGAUUUCUUCGCUCCGCCUCGCCGAUAUUAAAAACUCUGAAAGACACCAAAAAUUAUGAAUAGUUAAAAAUGAAGGAUAAAUCCUGUGAGGCAUGAAAAUCUAAAAACAAUUCGAAUCGCAUCAUUUUGAAAAGAUUAAAAAAUUAAAAUCAGAACAAAUAUUUAAGGAGCUUCCUGAAACAUUUUUACAUAGGUUUUUUAGGCUAUACAAAUUUUGAAAAUUGACGGGUUAUUUUAUGAAAAAACGGAAAAAACCAUGUUGUUUAAAAUCUUUAUAAAAAGUUCUUCCAGAAACUCUCAAGUGAAAUUUAAUCUUCAAAAUUACAAUUUGACGACUUUUUAACUUUGUAUUUAUUUUUGCAUAAAUUCUAUAAGAGGUGUACAAUUUUUUGCUUUUAUAGCUCUGAGAGAGCAGGCGUUUGUUGGUGUCAAUUGUGAGUGUGAAGCGCGUCUGGCAAAUUAAUCAGACGCAGACUGCUGUGACAAAUUGUGUGAUGCUGUUUGCGAGGCAGAUGCUGUGAAUAGUGCGAAAAUUAUUCAUCAGCUCUAGCGUCGCUCGCUCUGUGUAUGUUCAAACGCUAGAGAGAGCCAGUUCUAAAUAUAUGCACGAGAAUUGCUCAGAGUAAACAUAAACAUUUGGCUAUGUGCGCUCUACAUGUAUGUAUAAAUGCGGUUUGUUAUUCGGCUGGCAAAUUCUUGUUUGUUUGCACCGUUUGUUAAUGUAUUGUUGUGUAUUUUACCAUCAGCAUGGUCAUUGAGUGUGAACCAAAUUUAGCUCAUUGUGAGGAAAAUUAUUUUCCCGUCUGUUGUGCAAAUACUCAAAAUGCUGGUUCUAAUGAAAAAUUAUUAAAUAAACGUAUGCAUUAACAAUAAAUAAAACUUGGAUUUCCUGAUAGAUUUUUUUAUGAAACCGUUGCUGCAAUCUCGUUAUAGACUUUUGUUGUAUAUUUAAAUUUU
Messenger RNA from Neocloeon triangulifer, 2180 nucleotides. Its product is annotated as inactive pancreatic lipase-related protein 1-like. Lineage: Eukaryota; Metazoa; Arthropoda; Insecta; Ephemeroptera; Baetidae. Bases 109 to 1254 code for a protein of 381 amino acids. Gene Ontology annotation, molecular function: lipase activity. The transcript is spliced from 8 exons. The record is from RefSeq and is a predicted model, not a curated record.